Molecule: messenger RNA, 3118 nt
Organism: Centruroides sculpturatus (bark scorpion)
Lineage: Eukaryota; Metazoa; Arthropoda; Arachnida; Scorpiones; Buthidae
Gene: ari-1
Product: E3 ubiquitin-protein ligase arih1-like
Exons: 14
Coding region: 133-1626 (497 amino acids)
Biological process (GO): ubiquitin-dependent protein catabolic process; protein polyubiquitination; positive regulation of proteasomal ubiquitin-dependent protein catabolic process
Cellular component (GO): ubiquitin ligase complex; cytoplasm; nucleus
Molecular function (GO): ubiquitin conjugating enzyme binding; ubiquitin protein ligase activity; zinc ion binding
Source: RefSeq, a predicted model, not a curated record
CAGUCGACAAUGACGUCAUUGGGUUGGAAGUGAACGCUGUUUAGAACGCUGAUAGAAGUUUUAUUUCGGAAAAGAAUUUAAUCGCCGUUUUAGAGAAAUAGCGAAUUUCCAUUCGUUAUUUCUGUAUAAAUAAUGGAUUCGGACGAAGAUGUUUUAUACGGCAGCGAUUCCGGUAACGAAUCAACUGGCGAAGAAGAUGACGGUUUAUCAAUCGGUUUGGAACCCGAACCAGCGACAUCAAAAGACAAAAUGGACAUUGAAGAAGAAUUUGUUUACGAAGUUUUAACAACAGAACAAAUCGUGCAACACAUGAUCGAUUGUAUUAGAGAAGUCAAUACCGUAGUACAGAUUCCUCCAACAAUAACCAGGAUACUUUUAAAUCAUUUCAAAUGGGAUAAAGAAAAACUUUAUGAAAGAUACUAUGAUGGUGAUCAAGACAGACUCUUCAGUGAAGCAAGAAUUAUAAAUCCAUGUAAUUCUUCAAAUAGCACACAAAAAAAAACUUUUAGAUCUUACUGUAGAUGUCCUCCUUGUGUAUUACAGAUGAUGGAAGGCUUAGCUUGUGGUCACAGAUUUUGUGUUGAAUGUUGGGAAGAAUAUUUAAGGACAAAAAUUAUGGAAGAAGGAAUGGGCCAAACAAUAUCUUGUGCAGCUCAUGAAUGUAAUAUCCUUGUAGAUGAUGAAACUGUCAUGAAGUUGAUAAGUGAUACUAAAGUUAAAUUGAAAUAUCAGCAUCUAAUCACAAAUAGUUUUGUUGAAUGUAAUCGUUUACUACAAUGGUGUCCACAGCCAGAAUGUAACAAUACAAUAAAAGUGCAAUAUGUUGAUGCACAGCCUGUUACAUGUACCUGUGGACAUACAUUCUGUUUUUCUUGUGGUGAAAAUUGGCAUGAUCCAGUUAGGUGUCAUUUACUGAAAAAAUGGCAAAAAAAGUGUGAUGAUGACAGUGAGACAUCAAACUGGAUUGCAGCUAAUACUAAGGAAUGUCCAAAAUGCAAUGUUACAAUAGAGAAAGAUGGUGGCUGUAAUCAUAUGGUAUGCAAGAAUCAGAAUUGUAAAGCAGAUUUUUGUUGGGUUUGCUUAGGACCUUGGGAACCCCAUGGCUCUUCUUGGUAUAAUUGUAAUCGCUAUGAUGAAGAAGAAGCAAAGGCUGCAAGAGAUGCACAAGAAAGAUCACGUGCUGCUCUUCAAAGAUAUUUAUUCUACUGCAAUCGUUACAUGAAUCACAUGCAAAGUUUAAAGUUUGAGAAUAAAUUAUAUGCUGCUGUAAAAGAAAAGAUGGAAGAAAUGCAACAACAUAAUAUGUCCUGGAUUGAAGUCCAGUUUCUGAAAAAAGCUGUUGACGUCCUAUGCCAGUGUCGUCAGACGUUAAUGUAUACUUAUGUUUUUGCAUAUUAUUUAAGAAGGAAUAACCAGUCAGUUAUAUUUGAAGAUAAUCAACGAGAUUUAGAAAGUGCUACGGAAAAGUUGUCAGAAUACUUGGAGAGAGAUAUAACCCAGGAGAACCUUUUGGAUAUUAAGCAGAAAGUGCAAGAUAAAUAUAGGUAUUGCGAAAGUAGAUGUAAAGUGUUAUUGGGACACGUCCAUGAAGGUUAUGAAAAAGACUGGUGGGAAUAUACCGAAUGAUGUUUUUUUGUUGAACAGUUUUUCUGCCCAUUUUGAUCUAUAAAUUUGUUCACGUGACCAAAUCUGGGAACUUCGAAUUUAAGCGUUUGAAACUUGAAGGAGUAUUGCCAAGAAACUGUGGAGAACCGAGUGAGAAAGAUUAAAAACUAGAAGGAUGUUCAAUAAAGGAUUUAACCAAACAAUUGUGUCAUGUGAUGAAAUGUUAUCAAAAGUUUAGGUGGAGUCGAUUGUCGGUAUUUAAUUUAAUAUCUUCUCCCGUUGCGCUGUCAACCGUGUUUCUACAUACAUUUGUUUCUUUAAUAUCGAGGACUUCCCCCAUCCAUUUUAUAAAAAUAAUUAUACUUGCUUUUUUGAGUUAAGAAAAUAAAAUCAUGAAGAUAUGUACUUUUUGAUAUAAGAGUAAAUGUUUCUUUUAGAAGUUUAGUUCUUAAAAGUUAAAAAAUCAGAUAGUUAAAAUAGUUUUAAGAGAAGAAAAAUGCCACCUUGUGGUUUGGAGAGAGUUUUGUUUUAAAAACCUCUAUUGUUUAUUUUUUAAUUAAAUCCAAUUCAAAUGAUAUAGUCCUAUACAUAAACUAUUAAUGAAGAAAAAAUAUUGAGUAUGAAUUUUAAAAUAGUCAUUUACUAACAUAUAAUGAAUAAAACUUACAAAUUCUUUUAAAAAAAAUCAUUAAAUAAACUUUUUAAGAUUUUUAGUAAGGUAGAAUUUAAUUGAUUUAAUUAAAAGCUUAGCUAAUUGUCUAAUUAUUUGUUUUUGAAUUGUUUACUCUUCACAGAUCCCAAAAUAAAUUUUAAUUGAGACAAAUCAUCAUUUUUGUCAUAUUACUGUGUUGUCAUUAGCUUUAUAUGUACUGUAUUACAAAUGAAAAGAAAAGGAAAAAAAACUGUUAUUAAUUUUUUGGAUGGCUCAAUAGCUCCAAUAACGUGUGUAAUUUUAAAGAUUAUCCACCAGCAUAUUGUUAUAAAAGUUGCAAAAUUUUUGCCAAAAUAAACAGGGAUUCUGCCACAUGGCCUGAAUUCCUCUGCCACUGAAAAAUUGUUUCUGAAUUAUAUAAUAUAUAUAUAUAUCUUUAUUCCCUUUCCUCCUUUUUAAAAAGUUAAUUUUUUAGGUGAAAGUUUUUAAUUCGAAAGAAAACUAGUUUCUUAAUUCCAUAUUAGUGUGAUAAGUUAUAAUUUACAUUCUGCUUAAUUUUAUUAUUAUAUAACCUGUCGAGUGUAUUGAUAAUUUUUGCUUACUCCUCGGAGAAGCCAAGACAAGUAGCAGCUUACAAUGUAUAUUAAUCAGUUGAUCGUAGUUUUACCGUAAUUGUAGAUGGAAAAAAAAAAAAAUGUAUAUUUGGCACAAAUCAAAUAAUUCCUUUUUGGAUAAAUGCAAGUGCUGUAGAGGCAACUUGUCAAUAAAAAUGUUAGGGAAAAUGGCAUGAUUUAUAUGGAGGAUUAAAAAAAAAAACCCAAAUGAUGAUGAUAAUCAUGCAUAUCAAUAUAUAAAAUGUAU